AUGCACCGCUUGCAUGCCCAUAGCAAUAUUGCUAAGGAGCUUGACAAACUCAUUGACUCGAUCAUAGCCUCGUCAGCAGCCUCGGGGGUUCGGAUCAAGGUUGAGGCAACUAUCAUUCACGACAAGCCACCACGAGGUCGGAAGAAUAUACCAGAUCAGGUCACCCUUGAUACGAUAGACGUUGAAUCUCUCCGAAGCGCUCAUACUUGUACUGGCUGUGCUCAUGUGGAAGAGCUCACUCCAGGCGAAGAGGGUUAUCAACUACCUUCUCCAACAAAUUCUGACAGUCACAGUCCGAGGGUAGCUGACGGUCCUGAACAACACGGGCAAUAUGAUGUGGAUACCGGGAGGUCAUCAGGGCUAUCAGAAGUUCCAGCAGAUGACAACACCAAUGUUUCAGAGCGUCUCUCGACAAGACGUAGGAAGACCGUUGGUGGUUUGUCAAUCCCGAGGAUCAGCACAUUUCCCAGCAGUUUAGCUGGAGAGGCGGCCCCCUCAGAACCAACGACGAGACAAUUACAGACAGGUCAUGAUCACUUUCGCAAGCGUCGCAGACUUGAGAAUGGACCUAAACUUGAGCAGUCAACUGUGGACAAACUAAUCGAAGGAAUUUGGAAAGAACUACACAAUCCCAACAGCCUCGUUCUUGACCAGAAAUUCCCCGAGAUACUUCAGGAUUUGCGCGGUGAAUCAGGCAAGGUGGACCUGGGGAAGCCGGUGGAUACAAGCAGUUUCGACGCUACCACUACCAAAUGCCGGCAGAUCACUGAAGGUGCGCGGACUGGGAGGGCUCUGGAAGUGAUAAUGCAAGCACACUGGGUCGAUUCAUUUGAUGCGCAACUAGCAACCUUAGCCGACAGCCGGAUAUAUCUGAAGCCCUCAGAGCAGAAAAGGGCAACGCUUGCCAAAGCGUGUGAAUUGUUCAAAUGGACAGAGAAGGAACUGAGGAACCGAAUGGCAAUUUGGAAGGGUUACCGCGAUAUCAAAAAUGCUGCUGGCUGGAGUGCUUUAAUCUUUGCAGGUCCAGGGAUAUACCGAUUCUGCAAAUAUCGAUUAGGUCUCGACCCCGAUGCGCUUGUCAAGUUGAGAGGAUUGAAACAAAGGUUCGAAAUUGCCGCAGACACUUUGCACCUAGAUUGGAGGAAGUUGCUCCCAAUCGUUGGCGAAUCUGCUCAGCUGCAUUGGCGAGGGCAUCCACAUUCCUGGGUGGUGAGCAAGAGAAAAGAUCCGCUUCCGUUGGCAUUCACAUAUCGUCAGUGGGACACCAAUUUCUCUUUUCAUCACAUCACCGAGUCCGAGGUGGACAAGCAAGAAUGGGGGGACAAAGAUCCUCGAACACUGUCACAGGGACCAGAGUUCGUCUGCGAAUUGUGCUCUCAGCGUCAAUCUGCAGUGGCCGCCCAAAACGAGUGUGUCUGCUUUGCGGAGAUCUUUGGAGUCAACGCGCAAAAAAACAUCCCUGUUCAAGUGUUCCAGACCGAGAAUGGACGCAACAAUGGAGUGAUAGCAUGCUGUUCGUUUGCGAGAGGCAUCGCGAUCGGUGAAUACGUGGGCUUUAUCACCAAAGGUCUUGCCAACACUGAUGUCAUGCAAAGCCAGGCAGGGGAUCAUGAGCCAUAUCAGAUUUGGCAGGGUCGGUGUGGAAACUUCACUCGGUUCAUCAAUCACUCCUGCGAGCCAAAUUGUCAGUUUCAAACCUUUUCGUGGCUGGGAAUUCAGAGGAUGCUGGUUAUUUCGAAGGGAGUUCCCGCUAGCAAGGAGUUGACGGUAGACUACUCUUCACGGUAUUGGGAGCAGCUAGACAAGAAAUGUCUUUGUGGUUCGGCGCGGUGUCGAUAUGCACAUCGAUCGGGGGAAACGCAGCACACGGGGAACAAUUCGAUCAAUUGA
Molecule: messenger RNA, 1890 nt
Organism: Exophiala bonariae
Lineage: Eukaryota; Fungi; Ascomycota; Eurotiomycetes; Chaetothyriales; Herpotrichiellaceae
Exons: 2
Coding region: 1-1890 (629 amino acids)
Molecular function (GO): double-stranded DNA binding; protein binding; histone methyltransferase activity
Source: RefSeq, a predicted model, not a curated record